GCCAGUGCCCGCCAGCAGGCGCCCGAGCGCAGCGUGCCGCUCGCCUCGCGUACCGACCGCCGCCUCCGCCGCCUCUGCCGCGUCCGCCGCGUUCGCCGCGUCUGUCCGUGUUGCGAUGAAGGUACUCAGCCCCUGUCCAUAACGUGAUAGCAGUUAUGCCCUUAGCUGUAGGUAGCGGCGGCUGGACGUCCGCAACACAGAUUUUUAUUGAGAAGCACGUAUAAUGCUAAAAUUACCCAAAGGUCUUAAAAAGAAGAAAAAAGGAAAAAAGUCAAAGAGAAAAGGUGAAGAAGAAUUAUUCACGGAAGAAGAAUUAGAGAAAUAUAGAAGAGAACAUCAGCACCAGCAGUCGGAUGUCGGUGAGGGGUCUGUCAAGGAAAACGAGGAAUGGUCCAAGUUUAAAGACCUAACUACCGGCGUCGACACCGUUCUCAAAAAGACUCAGGGCGAUUUAGAUCGCAUCAAAUCCACAUCAUUCUUUCAACGUGUACCGGCUGGCCCUAAAGAAGUCGAGUCUGUUCCCGAAGAGAAACCCCAGCGGCCAGUGGUUGAGAUCACCGAGGCCGACUUUCCGCAGCUGGUGCAGGGCGCGGCGGCCGACGACGACGGCGACCGCAGCGAAUUUGGCCUCACUGACGAAGAGUCUGACGAGGACGAGCACGACGACAUCUUCGACACUUCGUAUGUAGAGGCGGUUGAGCGUGGGGAAGUGAAGCUCGCCUACGUACCGGACUCACCCGACCAGUUCCAAGACGACGACAUCUUCGACACCUCGCACGUCGACGCUCUCAUCAAAGGUCACGAAGCCAAAACCACAAAAGGAAAAAAAACCUUGGACAUCGGAGUCGCCGUUGAAGUUCUCACCGGUAGAAUCGACAACGUUACCGUCACGACAAAGAGAUCCAAAAGAGUUAUACCGGGAGAUCUGUUGUUGGAAACCAGUGACAAUGAAGUGCUGCCAGUGAGUGCCACAGUCGUUACUGAACCAGUCGAAAAGAGCAUAUUAGAUAUCGAUACAGAUAUCCCUAUAACGACCCCUAUAGAUCUCAGUGUAUCACUUCAUACUUCGCUGAUCCAGCGAGAGAAAACUGAAAAACCCAUUAAUACAUUGACACUUGACGAAUCCAAAAACGAGAAGGAUUCCGACAAGGAACAAGAAAUAGAUGAAUUUACGCUCUUAGCAGCGGAAUCGUUGGAGUGCAGUGCAGAAGUAACGAGACUUGAGUCCAAGGAAAUAAAGUUAGAACCAGUGUUACAGGAAUCUUGGUCUGCUUUUGAAGCCGAUAAAAACGAAUCUGUUUUUGCGGAUUGUAUUGUUGAAGAUCAAAUUGAUGUGGUAGACUUGUACGGAGAUCAAGACGAUCCGUUCGAUACAAGUUUUGCUGACGCAGUUGUUCCAUCCACAAAACUACAAGAAGUUCGCAAAGAAGCUGUUAUUUUAGAGGAUGACGAUGAUUUUGAUCCUCGUGCUGAGGAAGUGCGUGUUCAAUUGAACAAUAGACGAAAAUCUUCAGUACGAAUUCAUUUGACUAACCCUUCAGGUGUGAGAGAAUCUAUUACUUCUGACGACGUCGUAGAUAAGGAAGAGGAGCACUUGUCACGAGAUCUGCUUGGGGGAAGCACAACUGAUUUAACGCAACUGGGCCAUUCUCCCUUAGACCCGCUAGGCGUCAACAACGCGGAUAUAGAUCCAUUCGACACUACGAUUGUCGAUAAAAUCGUAGCUCCAGGCAAAGUGGAAUUGAAACUUUUGGAAAAGGAACUGAUCGGCGCUAACCCGACACCAGUGUACCGGGUGCCAAGUGACCCUGAUUUCGAUCCACGAGCUGACGAGCCUAAGAAAACAGAAAGACGCGCCUCUCGACCUGAAAACUUAACGGUAAGCAAAAGUGUGGUGUUCAAUAUAAACGCUGACGAGACUUGUGCUUUGGACACAAAACCGAAAGUUGCCAAUCCAGUGACUCCGUACUAUACUCGCGAACUCUCUAUUACCGAAGACGCUGACGAAGACCCAGUUUCUAACAAGCCCGUCGAAACAUUAAUAAAAACGCGCUCCUCUGAAAAUUUGGCCACUGAAGUAAAUUACUCUACAAAGAGGCGGCAUUCAGAGCAUCCGCAACUAAAUUAUAGCGUAAGCAUCGGAUCCAAAACCAACGACAUAUUCGUAAACGAGCAAAAAGCAAUUAGUACUAAGGUGCUGACGCCGGCACCUACAGAGGAUAUCGAAACAUUUGAAGAACAAGACGUCGAUCCAUUCGACACCUCUUUUGCGACUGCUAAGAUCGCUCCGAGCAAGACUGAGCUAAAAUUACUGGCGAAAGAAUUUUCGUGUGAAGAAACCGACGUAAAAAAGUCUGGUGAAUACGAUUUUUUAGAACCUUCUGAUGACUUUUUUCAAGUAAAGGCUCUUAGUCCUGAGCCGCCUGAAGCGAUUAAGGGCGACGAAGAUUUCGACCCAUUCGAUACCUCGUUUACCGGAAAUCUUAAUCCUGGUAAAACUGAGUUAAAUAUGAACGAGCCUGUGGCACCCGUGACAGCAGAGGUGCUUAAUCCAUUUAUGAUGGCGGAUGCGGAACCGGAAGUGUUCACAGGGGAAAAUCCGUUUGCUGCGAGCAACCCAUUUUCAGAUUUCGGUGGCAGUUUUGAACCCGCUAUCGGUGACACUGUUCCAGCAGACAUUUUUGGCGGAGGUGAUGUAUCGGAAGUGGGGGCAAAGCAUUUCGACAUUUUGGAAGACUCAGGAACUCAACCCACGAUAGAAAAUGAACGGCUCACCAAGCCCACCGAGCUCGAACUUGUCUCUAUGACGACGGAACACACGCAGAUUAGUUCCGUGGAAGACAAUAGCGUACAGGCCCCCGCCCGUCCUCUACCGCCUGAAACGCAAAAUUUAAUUUUGAGUGUGACUGGCCAAAUGGAAUUUGCUAGUUCCCAUCUUCUGGAUCGCAUACCGCCGACGCGCACGCCGAGUCCUGUGUCGGUCCGUGACAUUCACUCGCCGAGUCCCACACCUGAGCCGGACGUAGAGGAGACGUCGGCCGUGGAGAGCUUCGACGUAAAUCGCAACAAGCCAGCGCGGCCGCCGCCUGCGCGUCCCCCUCCCGCCGUGCGCCCACCACCACCGCGCCCCGCACCGCCAGCAUCCACCGCAACCACGGCUGUACCGCCACCACGACCCGCUGCGCCGGAGCCCAUGGACGAUAUCAACUUGUUUGAUGCACCAGUUCCUACCGCAGUGAAACCGACCAAAGAAGCAAUACUAAGUUUGUAUUCAGCACCAAAACCAGAAGAAAGGCAGAUUGAUUUUUUGAGUGAUGAUAUUAUAGAAGACGUAGCGACUGAUGCUUUUGUGGAGAUGCCUCAGACCGGCACUACCACGAUGUCGCCAUCGGAGGCGAUGAUCGUAGAUUCGAAUGACUCGGUUGCAAGUCCGGCCUCCCAAGCUCCAGCCAUGGACGCUGCGUUCCCUAAUGUGACCUCACCUCAAGUGUCUACCGAGGCGGCACCGAUGGAUUGCUCGGAACCAUUUACUCAGUUCACAUUAGCGCCCUCCCAUUCUUCUCCUUUUGAUGACGUCGUGAAUGAAGAUUUUAGUAUUCCAAAAUCAGCAGAUGGCGAGAAGAAUCCUUUUGAAAUGUUCGGUGCAGUUGAAGAUAGUAUGUUCACUGAGUCUUCAGGCGAUAUUUUUGGUGUGAAAUCAAAUGAAGUCGUUACAGAAGUUAGUGACAAAACAUUCGGCAAUGCGUUUCAAGACAACGUCGGGGAACAUUUUGGGGGUUCUGAUAUGGAAAGUAUGAGCAGUGAUAUGUUCGGCGGCACGGCAGUUGCUGCCGGCGAGGCAGACACGAGCCCGUUUGCUGCUAGUGCCGGUGAUGUUACUACUUUUGGCGACCGUCAUACGUUCGACACCACACUUACAGCUUCAGGUGGCGAAGAUCACUGGGCUGAUUCCGAACCUGGACAUCAAGCAUUUCCAGAGAGUCAGGACGCCUUCGAUGCUUUCUCUGCCAAGUUUGAUUCGACAACAGCCCACCAAGUUAACGAAGGAGCAUGGGGCGAGGCAGCGGGCGCAGAAGCUGCGCCGGACGGGUUCGAGGCGGAAGCGUUCGACCCGUUCCUGAGCAUGGGUGCGCCGCCGCCGCCCGCCGCCACUCCGCGCCUCGACCAUCAGGGCUCCAGGGAUUCUACGGAUGACACCUUUUCCGUUUUUAUCAGGCCAAAAGAGAGCGAGGCGGGGAGCGCGGAGCCGGUGCCGGUGCUGGCGCCGCCGCCGCGGCCGCAGGCGCUGCCCGAGUCUCCGCGCUUCAACCCUUUCGACAAGAGCGCGUUCGAAAUGCAGCAGGACGAGCUGCCGCGCGAGGAUGUGCGCGCGGAGGGGGGUGAGGGAGGCAGCGAGACUCCGCCCACGCCGCUGUUCGACGAGGACGUGUCUGUGCCGCUGGAAGACUUCCCGCGUUCCAAGUACAGCGGCCCGGGCUGGGAAAUGCACCUGCGACAACCCAACAAAAAGAAAAUCACCGGACAGAGGUUCUGGAAGAAGAUCUUCGUGAAGCUAGCACAGCAGGGCGACAACCCUGUAGUCCAGCUAUUCAAUUCUGCCGGCGACAAGGAGCCGUUCCAGGAGCUGCCACUGCAGGCGUGCUACUCAGUGUCCGAGAUCGGCGCGCAGCAGUUUGACCAGUUCGGCAAGAUCUUUACCGUCAAGCUGCAGUACGUGUUCUACAAGGAGAGGCCCGGCGUCAGGCCCGGACAAGUGACGAAGGCGGAGCGUAUCACCAAUAAGCUGUCGCAAUUCGCGGCGUACGCGAUCCAGGGCGACUACCAGGGCGUGAAGGAGUUCGGCAGCGACCUGCGUAAGCUGGGCCUGCCCGUGGAGCACGCCCCGCAGGUGUCCCAGCUGUUCAAGCUGGGCUCGCUGUCGUACGAGGACGUGAAGCAGUUCUCGUGGUGCGUGGAGGAGGCGCUGUUCCGACUGGCGGCGCACCGCGACCGCGCGCUCACCUACAAGAUGGAGGAGGUGCAAGUCACCGCCGUGGACGAGCUCUACGUGGAGCAGGACGCCGAGGGCUCUGUACAGAAGCAGAUCGCGCGCGUCAGACUCUUCUUCUUGGGAUUUCUCAGCGGCAUGCCAGAUGUUGAGUUAGGUGUGAACGACCUCAGGCGUCAGGGCAAGGAAGUGGUGGGGCGCCACGACAUCAUCCCCGUAGUCACCGAGGAGUGGAUCCGCGUCGAGGACUCCGAGUUCCAUGCCUGCGUGCAAGCUGAGGAGUUCACCAAAUCUCAGAUAAUCAAGUUCAAACCCCCCGACGCGUGCUACAUCGAGUUGAUGCGGUUCCGCGUGCGACCGCCCAAGAACCGUGAACUGCCGCUGCAACUGAAAGCGGUGUGGUGCGUCACCGGCAACAAGGUGGAGCUGCGCGCGGACGUGCUGGUGCCGGGGUUCGCGUCGCGCAAGCUGGGCCAGGUGCCGUGCGAGGACGUCGCCAUCCGCUUCCCCAUCCCCGAGUGCUGGAUCUACCUGUUCCGCGUCGAGAAGCACUUCCGCUAUGGCUCGGUUAAGUCUGCCCACAGGCGCACCGGCAAGAUUAAAGGCAUUGAAAGAUUCCUGGGCACUGUGGAGACGCUCCAGGAGUCUCUGAUCGAAGUGACGUCGGGCCAGGCCAAGUACGAGCACCAGCACCGCGCCAUCGUAUGGCGCAUGCCUCGCCUGCCCAAAGAGGGACAAGGUGCGUACACCACCCACAACCUGGUGUGUCGCAUGGCGCUGACGUCGUACGACCAGAUCCCCGAGGAGCUGGCGCGGCACGCGUACGUGGAGUUCACGAUGCCGGCGACGCAGGUGAGCCACAUGACCGUGCGCUCGGUGUCGCUGCAGGAGCACGACGGCGACCCGCCCGAGAAGUACGUGCGCUACCUGGCGCGCCACGAGUACACCGUGGGCAUCGAGCGCAGCGCGGGGCAGGCGGCGCCGGCGUACGCGCUCGCGGCCACCGCCGACCCGGCGCCCGCCGCCGCGCCUGCGCCUGCGCCCGCGCCUGUACCGCAGCCGCCAUCCUCCGACUCGGACUCGGAGUGAACGCCGCUCCCCGCUUAGUUCCCCACGAUUGUGAUAUAAUUCUUGGUUAGUUGUUGACAUGUACUUAUAUUAGAGUUUUAAGCAAUAAACGUUAUACAUACAUAGUAUAUACUUACAGUAAAAUAUGUCGUGUGUGUUAUCAUUGUAAUCGAAUGUGAGAACCUACUAUUAACGAGCACAAAAGCCAGCGCCCCGCGCGAUCCCAGCGACGCGUCGCCGCGCGUUGCGUAUUCAUAGUUAAUCAUAAAUUGCCUUGUGCAUAUUGUUGUAUACAUAACUACCUACCUAUUUAGAUGCCGUAGUGAAAAAUUAAUACUUAUAAAAUACAAUAAAUCAGAUAUCUAUAUGAAUAUUAUAAAAUGUUUAAAUUUGAUAUAGUAGCUGCAAUAUAACAAAAGUUUGUAAUGAGACGCAUCGUUCGUCGCCGGUCGCGAGGCGCGAGUCGCGACUGUGUACAGAACUGCGGUUUCAUUGGGCGUGUUUGUAGCGCGUAUGGACUCGUAUUUGUGCUGCCUGCUUCGUAUGAAUACGAACUCAUACGCGCUGCGAGCACGGGUGAUGUGACGCGCGUGGCUGGCGGAGCGAGCAGCGCCGCGAGCCGUCACCCGUGCGCCGAGCACGGUCACGCUGUUUGUGUAAGCGACGCUUGGAACUCAUGUACCUACACGAUGGACCCUCUGUUUUGUUGUCAAUAAAGUUAUGAACGUGCA
Molecule: messenger RNA, 6786 nt
Organism: Manduca sexta (tobacco hornworm)
Lineage: Eukaryota; Metazoa; Arthropoda; Insecta; Lepidoptera; Sphingidae
Product: protein stoned-B
Exons: 15
Coding region: 224-6076 (1950 amino acids)
Biological process (GO): regulation of endocytosis; clathrin-dependent endocytosis; synaptic vesicle endocytosis
Cellular component (GO): AP-2 adaptor complex; synaptic vesicle
Molecular function (GO): clathrin-cargo adaptor activity
Source: RefSeq, a predicted model, not a curated record